CGACUGACCAACAGACCGACAACACAUCCCGACCGCAACCAUGGCCACCGAGCUCACUGUCCAGUCCGAGCGCGCUUUCCAGAAGCAGCCGCACAUCUUCUUGAACCACAAGGCCACUGGUCCCCGCAAGAACACCCGCACCAGGCGAUGGUAUAAGGAUGUUGGUCUGGGCUUCCGCACGCCCAAGACCGCCAUUGAGGGCUCCUACAUCGACAAGAAGUGCCCCUUCACCGGUAUGGUCUCGAUCCGUGGCCGUAUCCUGACCGGCACUGUCGUCUCCACCAAGAUGCACCGUACCCUCGUCAUCCGCCGCGAGUACCUCCACUUCGUUCCCAAGUACUCCCGUUACGAGAAGCGCCACAAGAACCUCGCCGCCCACGUCUCUCCCGCUUUCCGUGUCGAGCCCGGUGACCAGGUCAUCGUCGGCCAGUGCCGACCCCUCUCCAAGACCGUCCGUUUCAACGUCCUCCGUGUGCUUCCCCGAACCGGCAAGGCUGUCAAGUCUUUCACCAAGUUUUAAGCGAUUGGUAUAGACAGCUGGGAUGCUGAGGCAAUGCGGAGCGGGCUGGGCGACAAUGGGAUGAGAUUUCGAUGGUUCAAUCAAUGCAUUUGGGACUAGGAUUCGGAGUCCAUCGGGCUGUGUAUGUUUCUUCAGUCUAUGAGAAAUGAAAGCCCUUGGCAGGCAAAAAGCGCCGCUGAGGCAGGUCAAAAGCAAUGAGGGAUAGUGAUACCACCGGUGCCUACCAUGAGAGUGAGCGAUUCAUCUAUGUACAUGGUGCAAUCCUGGAAUUUUCAUUUCCGAUCCGCGACGUCUAAUCUUCGGUAAUGUCCAGCUGCGUGUACCGUCCGCCUUGCACCAGUCCGCCUACUUCCAUCGUACUCUGAAGAUCUUCUCCAGUAAAUUUGCGUAUCGACAGUCGACUCGCAGGUCUCUCCGCAAGUGAUAGGAACGCAGGCCUUCGCUACCUGUUUAUCCCAUGGGUCACAUGCACAUUCACCAUAAUAAG
Molecule: messenger RNA, 1007 nt
Organism: Paraphaeosphaeria sporulosa
Lineage: Eukaryota; Fungi; Ascomycota; Dothideomycetes; Pleosporales; Didymosphaeriaceae
Product: 40S ribosomal protein S11
Exons: 4
Coding region: 41-520 (159 amino acids)
Biological process (GO): translation
Cellular component (GO): ribosome; cytosolic small ribosomal subunit
Molecular function (GO): structural constituent of ribosome
Source: RefSeq, a predicted model, not a curated record